Molecule: messenger RNA, 2091 nt
Organism: Hordeum vulgare subsp. vulgare (domesticated barley)
Lineage: Eukaryota; Viridiplantae; Streptophyta; Magnoliopsida; Poales; Poaceae
Product: scarecrow-like protein 30
Exons: 1
Coding region: 1-2091 (696 amino acids)
Biological process (GO): regulation of DNA-templated transcription
Cellular component (GO): nucleus
Molecular function (GO): sequence-specific DNA binding; DNA-binding transcription factor activity
Source: RefSeq, a predicted model, not a curated record
AUGGCGAUUGAACCUCUCCGUGACAAUCUGGACACCCUCGAAGCAACCGACUGGGCAUACGAAGAUGAAUCCUCCUCCCAGCGGCAACUCGCCGUGUACAAGUACAACCACGGCCUGAGUGGUCCACACUCGACAGUUCUCUCCCGAGCCAACCAAGCAAGUGUCAAUAGCAGCCAUGGGCAAACCAAAUUUCAGAUUGCUGCAGGGGGUAGCCCUGAGCACCGCCGGAUCAGAUCAAACGAUGCUCUUCACUACAUAAGCCAGAUGUUGAUGGAAGACAUUGACGAGGGGGUUGACAUAUGCCAAGGGGCUGCUCUUCAGGCUGCUGAGAAGCCAUUCCGUGACAUUCUUGGGGAGGCAUACACGCCGCCUACUAACAGGCCGACAUUGCAUGGCAACAACAAGCAAGACAACCCUGAUAAGAGUGAGACCAGCUGUUACAAGAGGCUCUGGAGCACUAGCUUCAGUAAUGACUGUUUCAGUUACAGCUUGGUACAACCCUUGACAGCCCCGUUGAGUCCAUAUAUUAGCAACAGUAGUCUUUUUGUACCAAACCAGCCAUUGACAAGUGUUGAAUGGGCUUCCGAAUCUGGCUUCCCUGACUUGCAUCGUCAGACAGGGAACGACACACUAUAUAUUUCCCAACUGACUAGGAAGGCAAAAGUAGGAGAGAGGAGCAAAAAUGCAAUCUUUGAGGUGGCGGACCAAAGGGACUGGGAUAUCAUUCAAGAAAGGAGCAAUAAACAUCAUGUCAUCACCACUUGUGCAAUAAUUCGAAGUGAAAAUUUCGACCGAGUUCUGCUAUGCUAUGGUCGGAAGAGUUUUGACCAAAUAACAAGACUGCGAGAAAGGAUGGCGGAGACAGGAGAAAAGAACUCACUGAAAGGUCGGAGCAAAGGACAUCGGAAGCUAUGGGCUAGGAAUCAACCGAGGGAAGGGUUGGUUGAUCUCAGGAUACUCCUCGUCCAAUGCGCACAAGCUGUGGCAGAAGGCAACCACCUGUUGGCCAGUGACCUCCUAAAGAAGAUAAGGCAACACUCCUCAGCAGAUGGUGAUUGUAAUCAGAGACUGGCAUUUUACUUGGUGGAUGGCCUCGAGGCACGCUUGGCUGGGAUCGGGGUUCAGGUUUAUCGCAACCUCAUGGAGAGGCGAACAAGUACCACAGAUUGGUUAGAGGCUUACAGCCUUCUUCUUGCAGCUUGCCCUUUCAAAAGGGCGGCAUACUACUUUGCCAACCAAACUAUUCUUGACGUCUCACAAAGGCAACCAAGGGUGCACAUCAUCGAUUUUGGCAUCAGCUUCGGCUUUCAGUGGCCAUUAAUGAUUCAGAGGUUUGCAGAGCGAGAAGGAGGAGCCCCUAACCUUCGGAUAACAGGCAUAGAAGUUCCCCAGACAGGUUUCCGCCCCUACGAAAUGAUCAAGGAGACAGGGAAGCGGUUGGAAGAUUAUGCAAACACGUUCAAGGUACCUUUUCAGUAUCAGGGCCUUGCCGCUUCAAGAUGGGAGGCCAUUAAAAUUGAGGAUCUUAACAUUGCCGAGGAUGAAGUUCUCAUAAUCAACUGCAUAUUCCGGAUGAAGAAUCUUGGUCAUGAAACCGAAGCAAUGAAUAGCGCAAGGGAUGAGGUAAUGAAAACUAUGAGGAGGAUGAACCCAAAGGUUUUUAUUUCUGGCACCAUAAAUGGGUUACAUAGUUCUCCCUUCUUCAUACAACGAUUCAAAGAGGUUAUGCUCCAUUACUCUUCAAUGUUUGAUAUGCUUGAUGCAAAUGUUCCACGGGAUAAUAAAGCAAGAAAGAUGAUUGAGAGGAUCCUAUUUGGGCGGGAUGCACUUAACAUCAUAGCAUGUGAGGAUGCAGAAAGGACUAGGCCAGAAAGUUACAGGCAGUGGCAAGCAAGGUGCCUCAAGGCUGGGUUCCAGCAGCUUCCUGUCGAUCCAGCCGUCUUAAAGGAAACAGUACACAUAAAGAACUCACUUUAUCAUAAGGAAUUCUUUGCUGUUGAAGAUCAUGGUUGGCUGCUACAAGGAUGGAAAGGGAGAGUACUUUAUGCUAUAUCUAAAUGGAAACCUGAUGAAAUAUAUGAUGGUCAGUAA